AUGUCUUCUCCCAACAACAACGAUGCUUUCAAGCUCUCUGAGCUCUUCAAUGUCAAGGACAAGGUCGUCGUCGUCUCCGGCGGUGGCUCAGGUAUCGGUCUCAUGGCUACCCAGGCAUUUGCUGUAAACGGAGCCAAGGUCUAUAUCAUUGGCCGUACAAAGGAGAAGCUCGACAAGGUCGCCGAGAUCUACGGCAAGGACAUCCCCGGACAGAUCAUUCCUCUCCAGGGUGAUAUUUCCAAGAAGGAAUCCAUCGCCGCCAUGGUCAAGGAGAUUGAAUCCAAGGAGAAAUGCGUUUGCAUUCUUGUCAAUAACGCUGGUGUUUCCUCCAACACCAUGCAGACCGAGGCCAAGACGGCCGAGGAGAUGAAGGCCAACCUUUUCGACAACCCUGACUCGAACAUCGAAGACUGGACCGACACUUACAAGACCAACGUUCCUCAGUGCUUCUUCAUGACCAUGGGCUUCCUCCCUCUGCUUCAGAAGUCUACUGAGCACCAGCACGGUUACUCUGGUUGCGUGAUCAAUGUAUGCUCAAUUUCCGGAAUUGUGAAGACCGCACAGCACCACUUCGCAUACAACGCCUCAAAGGCUGCUGUCAUCCACCUUACCAAGAUGCUUGGCUUCGAGAUCGGCAACAACGGCCUCAAGGUCAGAGUCAACUCCAUCGCUCCUGGUGUCUUCCCUUCGGAGAUGACCCAGGGUGAGAGUGGCGAGAACCAGAAGUCAGAGCUCCCCAAGGAGGACUUCGAGGGCAAGGUCUUUGCUCAACGCCCCGGUAACGAUCGUGACAUGGGAAAUGCCAUGCUCUUUGUGGCAACUAAUCAAUACCUAAAUGGGCAAGCUAUUGCUGUCGACGGCGGCUACAUCUUGCAGCACGGCUCUGCAUAG
Molecule: messenger RNA, 891 nt
Organism: Aureobasidium vineae
Lineage: Eukaryota; Fungi; Ascomycota; Dothideomycetes; Dothideales; Saccotheciaceae
Source: the annotation of a GenBank genome assembly